Messenger RNA from Amorphotheca resinae ATCC 22711, 1795 nucleotides. RefSeq lists its product as hypothetical. NCBI's taxonomy places the organism in Eukaryota, Fungi, Ascomycota, Leotiomycetes, Helotiales, Amorphothecaceae. The transcript has 4 exons. Gene Ontology annotation, cellular component: chaperonin-containing T-complex. Gene Ontology annotation, molecular function: ATP binding; ATP hydrolysis activity; ATP-dependent protein folding chaperone. Gene Ontology annotation, biological process: protein folding. Bases 66 to 1709 code for a protein of 547 amino acids. The record is from RefSeq and is a predicted model, not a curated record.
AUGGCAUCAGGAGCUUCGAAUAUCAUCCACCAUCUUGACAGACUCACUCCAACCAAACAGCCAAGAUGUCUCUGAACAUCCCAAAUGCACCGAAUUCCGGCUUGUUCAAGCAAGGAUAUCAGAACUAUGAAUCUGAAGAUGGCGCCGUUCUCCGUAAUAUCGAUGCCUGUCGCACUAUAGCUUCGACUGUUCAGACAUCAUUGGGACCCUAUGGAAGGAAUAAGAUUGUCAUCAAUCAUCUGCAAAAGAUGAUUCUGACAUCUGAUGCUGCGACCAUCCUCCGCGAGCUCGAUGUUGUGCACCCAGCAGCAAAACUUAUCGUUAUGGCAAGUCAGCAACAAGAAGCAGAGAUGGGAGAUGCAACGAAUAUGGUCAUAGUACUUGCAGGAGAAUUACUCAAGAAGGCUGAGGAUCUGCUACGAAUGGGCUUGAAGACCAGCGACGUGAUUCUUGGAUACGAGCGUGCGCAAAAGUUUGCUUUAGAGGAGUUGGAGAAACUUGCUGUGGACAAAGUAGAGAAUAUGAGAUCACAAGAAGAGCUUAGCAAGGCCAUCCGAACUGUCAUUGCCAGCAAACAGAGCGGUAGCGAGGAUUUCCUUGCAAAUAUGGUGGCGGAAGCUGUUCUGGCUGUGCUUCCAAAGAACCCUGUCAACUUCAAUGUUGACAAUAUCCGUGUGGUCAAGAUUAUGGGAGGUAGUCUGGAACAAAGCAGGGUAGUCAAGGGUAUGGUCUUCGGUCGGGAGCCAGAUGGAUCAGUCAAGAAGGCGACAAGAGCCAGGGUUGGUGUAUUCUCAUGCCCAAUUGAUAUCAGCCAGACAGAAACGAAAGGGACGGUGCUGCUACAUAAUGCGAAGGAGAUGUUGGACUUCACAAAGGGAGAGGAGAACCAGCUGGAAACUGCCAUCAAGGAACUCUACGACUCUGGUCUUAGAGUUGUUGUUGCUGGUUCUACUGUUGGCGAGCUGGCGAUGCAUUACCUCAACCGUUUCGGCAUCCUGGUCAUUCGCAUUCUCAGCAAGUUCGAAUUACGAAGAUUAUGCAGAGUUGUUGGAGCCACACCAUUGGCCAGAUUGGGGGCGCCGAUGCCAGACGAGAUGGGCAGCGUCGAUAUCGUCGAGACGCUCGAGAUAGGUGGUGACCGUGUGACGGUCUUCAGACAAGAAAAUGAGACGACCAGAACGGCUACACUCGUCAUUCGAGGUGCAACUCAAAACCAUCUGGACGACAUUGAGCGUGCCGUUGAUGAUGGUGUCAAUGUUGUCAAGGCUAUCACAAGAGAUCCAAGGCUUGUCCCCGGUGCUGGAGCUACAGAAAUGCAACUUGUCGAGCGGAUACAGGCUUUCGGCGACGUUACUCCCGGUUUAUCUCAAUACUCGAUCCGAAAGUUCGGCGAGGCAUUCGAGGUCAUCCCAAGAACGCUGGCUGAGAGUGCCGGGCUGGACGCGACCGAAGUGCUGAGCAGACUGUACACUGCCCAUCACAAGAAGGAUAGUUGGACUACUGGUGUUGACAUAGAGAAUGAGGACGAGACUGGAACGCUUGACGCAAAGGAUGAAGGCAUCCUCGAUCUCUUGAUCUCAAAGAGUUGGGCUAUCAAACUAGCCACCGAAGCUGCUAGAACUGUUCUUGCUGUUGACCAGAUUAUUGUUGCGCGACAAGCUGGUGGGCCAAAACCCCCGGGACCCAACGCUAACUGGGAUGAGGAUUAGAUGUACUUUAAUACAGGCGCUCGGAUGUGUACAAUACCAUUAGAAAAGCGAUUUCAAAGUGACAUGAGACACAAUAUCCCAAAUAG